GAAUGCCUGGUUGUGGCUUUAAAUAGUCACGUAUGAAACCAAGCAAAAUGUCACUUGACUUCCUCUUUCAGCUCACUUUGAAGAAGCAACAGCGGAUUGUGCAGCUUUCUGUUCCGCAGAGCACAAAUGGACCGCAGUACUCAAGGCGGGAAAGCGUUCGGCAUCCUUAAGUCUCACCAAGAAGACAAACUUAAAUCCAUCAAUGAGGCUUUUCUGUCCGAUGAGCAGUAUGCAAAAGUGGAAGACCUGGCUGUAAAGCUGGACAUAUUUAAAAAAAAAUACAUGGAGUUUGAUCUGAAUGACAAAGGCGACAUCGACAUGAUGGGGUUAAAACGGAUGCUGGAGAAACUGGGAGUGGCUAAGACUCACAUGGAGCUGAAGAAAAUGAUGUCAGAAGUGUGUGGAGGAACGUCCAAGGAAACUUUCAGCUAUGAGGAUUUCCUUGCUAUGAUGCUGGGGGAAAGAAAUGCCAUUCUAAAACUGAUCCUCAUGUUUGAAGGCAUGAGUAAGCAGGAGGAGAGAAAACAUGUUGGACCACCUUCUGCUAAAACCUUCUCAGAACUACCCUGAAGAUAUUUAAUGUCUACAUGAAAACCCCCUUGCUAAUUUAUCACAGAAUUGUCACUUUUCUAUGGAACUUCUGUGAAUGUUUUGAAGUCCAAUGUACAAUACAGUGGAGGCUUCAAAAUCCAAA
Messenger RNA from Nerophis ophidion (straightnose pipefish), 694 nucleotides. RefSeq names its product allograft inflammatory factor 1-like. Gene Ontology annotation, cellular component: actin filament; ruffle membrane. Gene Ontology annotation, biological process: actin filament bundle assembly; ruffle assembly. The coding region runs from base 127 to 570 and encodes 147 amino acids. Lineage: Eukaryota; Metazoa; Chordata; Actinopteri; Syngnathiformes; Syngnathidae. Gene Ontology annotation, molecular function: actin filament binding; calcium ion binding. The transcript has 6 exons. The record is from RefSeq and is a predicted model, not a curated record.